Messenger RNA from Vitis riparia (riverbank grape), 546 nucleotides. Its product is annotated as pectinesterase inhibitor-like. Gene Ontology annotation, molecular function: pectinesterase inhibitor activity. Gene Ontology annotation, biological process: negative regulation of catalytic activity. NCBI's taxonomy places the organism in Eukaryota, Viridiplantae, Streptophyta, Magnoliopsida, Vitales, Vitaceae. The record is from RefSeq and is a predicted model, not a curated record. The transcript has a single exon. Bases 1 to 546 code for a protein of 181 amino acids.
AUGGCGUGUCCUGGCAUCCACAUAUCCUCCAUGCUAAUGGUGUUUUUGUUGUUGAUUAAUGGCUCCUUCAGCAGGCCAAGCGUGAAGAUCGCAAACAAUGAGUUGACUGAGAUUUGUUCCACAACUCAAGAUCCUUCGUUUUGUGUUCAGGCUUUGAAGUCUGAUCCUCGCACUGCCAACGCUGACCUCAAAGGCCUGGCCCAAAUCUCUAUCGACUUGGCCAAGGCCAGUGCUACAAAGACCACUACUUUGAUCACCUCUCUGGUGGAAAAAGCCAAUGAUCCUAAGCUUAAAGGACGCUAUGAAACGUGUGCAGAAAACUAUGAUGAUUCCAUAAGUUCAUUGGAUGAUUGUACUGAAUCUGUGUCUUCUAGAGACUAUGUUAGUUUGAAUUUUCAAGCGUCUGCUGCCAUGGAUGGACCUGUGACAUGCUUAGAUAGCUUUGAAGGACCACCAAAGGACCCAUCUGAACUGCCUACCAAGUCUGAAGAUUUAAUACAUCUUUGUAGCAUCAUUUUGGCUAUCUCUAAGCGUUUGAUAGGAUAA